GUACGCCGCAGUCGAUUGUCGCCAUUGUCGCUUGAAGGAGUCGCUCGCGUUCGUGCUACGUACUAAUCGAUUGUCGAUCAAUGAUAUUGUGUUGUGUGUAACUGUAACUAACUGCAAAAGGAGUGUGAAGCCAGCAACGUGGAUAUUGAGUAUCACCGUGCCAGCGGUCACUUGAUGAGUGCCGCUGGUACCAUGUGCGAUCGCACGUACGGGUCCAUGGGCCACUUCCCCAUGACCCCGAUCUCCAUGAGCAUCGGCAUGGAGGCGGUGAUGAGCAAGAAGUCCCAGGAGGAGCACAUCAAGCGGCCCAUGAAUGCGUUCAUGGUCUGGUCGAGGUUGCAGCGGCGGAAGAUCGCGCAGGAUAACCCGAAGAUGCAUAACUCGGAGAUCUCGAAGCGAUUAGGUGCAGAAUGGAAGCUCCUUACAGAAGACGAGAAGCGGCCCUUCAUCGACGAAGCCAAGCGUCUCCGAGCGAUCCACAUGAAGGAGCACCCCGACUACAAGUACCGGCCCAGGAGGAAACCGAAGACCCUGAGGAAGGAGGGCUACCCGUACUCUAUACCGUAUCCCAGUGUGCCUAUGGAUGCGUUGAGAGCUGGCAUGGCAGGUGGGGGCAUGGGACAGGCGAUGUCCGGGUACUACGGGGCCGCGUACGGCCCGCUCGGGGCCAGCAUGGCGGCCGCGGCGGCUGCAGCGGCGCAGCAGACCGCUAUAUCGGCUGCUCUUACGCCUAAUGCACAGGUCGGUUCAUCGAUGGACAUGUCGAAAUACUCGAUCGAGGACAAAUACAGAAGCUACGGUAUGUACCCCGACCCCGCUCGCGGCUACCUCGACUCCGCGGCCCUCUCCAAAGCCUACAUGUACAUGGACCAGCAGCAACAGAGAUCCUACCCGAUGGACAUUAGCAAGAUGUACUCUGAAGCAUCCGCAGCCGCUAUGGCUGGUCUAAGUUCAGUUAACCCCUCAAAUAUUUCACCAAGAUCGUCAGAAUCACCUGAUGUGACCCCCAAGAAUGAUCGCACUGAAGGAUCGUCUACAGGAUCUAACCCCUCCCCCUCUUUACCAUAUUAUCAGUCUCCUGGGCUCUUAAUGCCUCAGUAUCCUGGACAGUAUGCACAGAGCACGCAAAACGGUGAAUUUCGGAGACCGUUGACUGUUAUUUUCUGACCAGAUAGUUAGUUUCCGAACUGAUGAUACUGCUCUGUACAUAUUUUUAGAUGUUUAGUUCGUUUUAUUACACUUGUUUAUCCUUGUUUUUUUUUGCGUCACAUUUUGUGCCCAGUUUUUGAUUGAAUUAUCAUGAAAGAGGUGUCUUUCUUUGUAUCAGUCGUUUCUUUGUUUGAAUGUUCGUUGUAAAUCAUGUUUUAACGAAAUUUAAAGUUCCUUUUAUUUUGACUAGUAAAACAACUGAUUGUAAAUAUUUAUUAUGUAAAAAUUAUAGAUUUAAAUCGUCUUUUUAAGAUUUGUUGUGAUAUGGUAAAGACAAGAUUGCAUGUAAAGUGAUUGAAAACUGGUAAAUUUGUGUUCAUAAUAGAUUUGGAAAACUACUAAAUCGGAUGGAAGUGCACUAGAAAAAUAAAAUUAAACAAUAAAAACCUAAGUUUUAACCAAUUAUUUAUAAAAUGUAGGUACUUCUAUUUCACCAAAUAUCAAACACUCGCUAUAUUAUUCAAUCUGAAUUGGUGGUUUUUCAAUACAUGUGUCAUUUUCAUAUACAUAAAAAAUCCUAGAACCAAUAUCAUAGCGGAAUUUUGAUCAUAGCAAAUCUUAAAAAGUAUUUCAACAACGAAUAAAUAAUAAUAUAUUGUAAAUAAUAGAAUAAGAUUUAGAAGUUUAUUUAAUAUUACGCGCAUUUAUUUUAAAAUUAUAUAAACAUAUCUAAUUGUUAUGAUUAUCUGAGAAAUACUUUUUUAAGUAUUUUCAAAAAUAUUUUGUUAAUUUUAAACACGAUCAUCUCGUGUUCUUAUUGCAUUUAUUUUGUUGCCAUAUUUAAACAAAUUCGAAUUUUUGAAGUGACAACCCUAGAAUCAUUUAGAAUGUAAGCAAUAUAUCAAGAAGCAAUGUUUGUCUUUUAUUAACCGACUUCAAAAAAAAAGGAGGAUGUAGUUAUGUACGGUAUGUUUUUUUUUAUGUAUGUACACCGAUUA
Colias croceus (clouded yellow) is the source of this 2147-nucleotide messenger RNA. It is a transcript of the gene Sox21b, whose product is annotated as transcription factor Sox-21-B-like. Lineage: Eukaryota; Metazoa; Arthropoda; Insecta; Lepidoptera; Pieridae. Gene Ontology annotation, molecular function: RNA polymerase II cis-regulatory region sequence-specific DNA binding; DNA-binding transcription factor activity, RNA polymerase II-specific. Bases 175 to 1167 code for a protein of 330 amino acids. The record is from RefSeq and is a predicted model, not a curated record. The transcript has 5 exons. Gene Ontology annotation, biological process: anatomical structure morphogenesis; regulation of DNA-templated transcription; cell differentiation.